GAAGUUGGGCGGAAGUGGUCCCGUGCGUUUUGCUUCCCACUCCGGGGACCUGUAUGGGGUUGCAGGGGCGACAGCGGGUCGUUUCUUAGUGUGGCUGUCUGUAAAGCCCUCUCGCUGUCAGAUGUGGGGCCGAGGGGUGAGGUGCACGGCUCCCCCCGAGUCCUCGGCGGUGUGCUGAGAGGGGAGACUGGCGGGGAAGUAGGCGUUCUCUGGGAAGCCCCACCCCCCCGCUCCACUUCCGGUGGGGCAGACCCUCUCCAUUGGAACCCGCAGACUCGCCGGCGCCUGCGAUGAAGUCUUUUCGGUUUCCGCAGCGGCGGUGCUGAGCCAAGUGUGUAAGUGUGCGGUAACGGCGUUUGUCCUUUCAUUCGCGCACUCGGUGCCUGCUGCACCCCACCUGGGCGCCGUUUUAUUUCUUGGGAUCCUCGCGGUGAACUCUUGGGAUGGAGAGGAUGUUUCUGGGACCUUAGAUGCAAGAAUGUCCUGUUAGCUAGUGACCACGGCUAUGGGAAAAGCAAAUAGGGAGGGCGUGCGGGGAAAGCGCUUUUAAAUACGAUUGUCAGGUUGGUAAGACCCGGGACUUGAAAAAGACCAUGAAGUGUGGAAUUUAUUGUACAAGCGUCUUGAGUACAGUAGGCGUCCUGGGUAAAGGGAGCGCCAGUACCUCGCUAGACCAGUAGACCCGAAGGUGGGAAUAUGUCUAGCCUGCAAAAAGAGCCUUGAAGAAAAAUGAGCUAAGUAAAAUGUUUGGUGGUGGCGCUGGUGGUUGGGUUCUGUGUUGAGUAGGAUCGCACCACUACUAUGAUCGGAUUUUUAUUUAAGAGGAUGCUAGUGUAAGCUUUUCGUUGUAAAUCUACCGUAAAGAUGAACAAGUAUGGUGGGAAAGAUAGGGUUCACACGAACUAAUUCCUCUUUCUUUUUGGAUUGGAAACUCGUCUUCAGGUUUUCUCUGCAAGGCUUUCUGGAACCAUCAAGAGGGAGGAUGUCUGUAACACUGCAUACGGAUGUGGGGGAUAUCAAAAUAGAAGUCUUCUGUGAGAGGACACCCAAAACAUGUGAGAAUUUCUUGGCUCUUUGUGCCAGUAAUUACUACACCGGCUGUGUAUUUCAUAGGAACAUCAAGGGUUUCAUGGUUCAAACGGGAGAUCCCACAGGCACUGGAAGGGGAGGCAGCAGUAUCUGGGGCAAGAAGUUUGAGGAUGAAUACAGUGAAUAUCUGAAGCACAACGUCAGAGGUGUUGUAUCUAUGGCUAAUAAUGGCCCAAACACCAAUGGAUCUCAGUUCUUCAUCACCUAUGGCAAGCAGCCACAUCUGGACAUGAAAUACACAGUAUUUGGAAAGGUAAUAGAUGGUCUGGAGACUUUGGAUGAACUGGAGAAGUUACCAGUAAAUGAGAAGACAUACAGACCUCUGAAUGAUGUUCACAUUAAGGACAUAACAAUUCAUGCCAACCCAUUUGCUCUGUAGCCAUCAUAGACCUGGGCAGACACUUGGCAAACUCUUCACUGGAACACAUCCAUUGUGGUUUAUCCAGUUCUGAUUAUGUCAGAGACUCUGGUCCUUCCAGUGUUCACAGCAAUGAUGUCCAUCUGAGAGACCUGUAGCAUUCACCCCCAGUCGUGAGCAUAUUCUGUACCACUGCUAUUGUUCAAUAUGUUUAAUUUAAAUACAACAAAGCAAUGCCUUGUUUUUAUUA
Peromyscus eremicus (cactus mouse) is the source of this 1697-nucleotide messenger RNA. RefSeq names its product peptidylprolyl isomerase like 3 (gene Ppil3). Gene Ontology annotation, molecular function: peptidyl-prolyl cis-trans isomerase activity. The transcript has 6 exons. The record is from RefSeq and is a predicted model, not a curated record. Bases 875 to 1468 code for a protein of 197 amino acids. Gene Ontology annotation, cellular component: catalytic step 2 spliceosome. NCBI's taxonomy places the organism in Eukaryota, Metazoa, Chordata, Mammalia, Rodentia, Cricetidae. Gene Ontology annotation, biological process: protein peptidyl-prolyl isomerization; protein folding.